Molecule: messenger RNA, 3829 nt
Organism: Megalops cyprinoides (Indo-Pacific tarpon)
Lineage: Eukaryota; Metazoa; Chordata; Actinopteri; Elopiformes; Megalopidae
Product: membrane-bound O-acyltransferase domain-containing protein 2-like
Exons: 13
Coding region: 101-1639 (512 amino acids)
Biological process (GO): lipid modification
Cellular component (GO): membrane
Molecular function (GO): acyltransferase activity
Source: RefSeq, a predicted model, not a curated record
AACGCAAGCGGCGGCGGCGGCGGAGAGCGAUCCGGGGUGUACCGGGGUCCCAGCGUACGAGGGUGCGCGGAGCUACAGUUCAACCCGCCCUGACUGAACCAUGGCUACCGAAACAAUAUCGUCCUGCACGGGCUCCAGUUUACUGCAACCGAUUAGCGAAAUCAUCAAUCUCCCGCUAGACCAGGUGAACUUCGUGGCGUGCCAGCUGUUUGCGCUGCUCACGGCCUUCUGGUUUCGCCUCUACCUGCACCCCAGCAAGACCAGCCCAUUCCUGCGACACCUCGUGGCCACACUGCUGGGGUUCCACUUCGCGCUCUUCUGUUUCGGCUGGUAUGCCCUACACUUCCUGGUCCAGAGCGGGAUCACCUACAGCAUCAUGAUUUUAGCGGGAGUGGAGCACAUGCACAAGUACUGUUUCGUGGUGGCUCUGGGCUACCUCAGCUUCUGCCAGAUCACACGGGUCUACGUCUUCGAUUAUGGGAUGUACUCGGCGGACUUCACUGGGCCCAUGAUGGUCAUCACCCAGAAGAUCACCAGCCUGGCCUUCGAGAUACAUGACGGAAUGGCUCGUAAGGAUGAGCAGCUGACUCCUAGUCAGAGAUACCUCGCUGUAAGGAGAAUGCCCAGCCUGCUGGAGUAUAUGAGUUACAACUGCAACUUCAUGGGCAUCCUGGCCGGGCCCACGUGCUCCUAUAAGGACUACAUCACCUUCAUAGAAGGCUCCGCCCCCUGCCCAAAGCACCCGGAGGCCAAUGGGAAGUCAAACGGGAAGCGCCGGCAGAGCGAGCCCUCGCCCAGGGUGGCCGUGGUCCACAAGCUGUGCACCUGCGCCGUGUCGCUGCUGGUCUUCCUGUCCGUCUGCAAAGUGUUCCCUGUGGAGCGCAACAUCGACGACGACUUCAUCGCCGCCACGCCCUUCUACGGCCAGGUGCUGUACCUGUACCUGUCCAUGCUGACCACGCGGCCCAAGUAUUACUUCGUGUGGACGCUGGCGGACGCCAUUAACAACGCGGCAGGGUUUGGCUUUAACGGCUACAGUGCAGACGGCUCGCCCCGAUGGGACCUCAUAUCCAACCUGAGGAUCCUGGAUAUAGAGUUUGCGACCAGCUUUAAAAUGUUCCUUGAUAACUGGAAUAUUCAAACAGCGCAUUGGCUAAAAAGGGUGUGUUACGAGCGCUGUCCCUACCACCCGACGGCUGCCACCUUCCUGCUGUCGGCCAUGUGGCACGGGGCGUACCCUGGCUAUUACCUCACCUUCCUCACCGGCAUCGUGGUGACGCUGGCCGCACGGGCGGUAAGGCACAACGUGAGGCCGUACUUCCUGGGGUCAGCAGCCCACAAGCUGCUGUAUGACAUCAUCACGUGGGCGGGGACUCAGAUCGCCAUAUGCUACACGGUGGUGCCCUUUGUGCUGCUGUCAGUGGCUCCUUCCCUGAAGUUCUACAGGUCAUGGUGCUUCUGUGUGCACAUUGGCUGCCUGCUGCUGGUGCUGGCCCUGCCGGUGAAACCCCGACACCUGCGGGCCAAAGAGCCGAGGAGCAGCGAGCCCCAGAACCCCAGCCAGGAAGGCCACGCCCCCACCCAGGAAGGCCACGCCCCCACAGACAGCAACUGCAACCAGAAAGAGAAGGCCACAUGAGGGAAGCCUGGCUCUCAGAGACGAGAGAGUACUACCAGUGCUGGGCCCAGUGCAAAAACUGUUUAUACAGCGAGACGGACGGACAGACAGACAGACAGACACACAGACAUCCUUCCGGCUGCACUCAGGAUCGGAAAGAUGCGCUGCUGCUGGAAGAUGCAGAACUGACACAGCAUCACACUGGGAGGAGCCAAACGGAGUGAAUUUAUUAAUGACUCUUAAUGUUGAGGAGAGACAUGCAGUUUGCUCUCAUUGUACACAGUAUUAUGCAAAAGGACUUUACAAAGUUGCCUUAAACCCUCUAUCUACUCAGCAGGUUCUCGGACGUUGAUAAGUGCUGGGGCUAUGGGGAAAGACACCGCCCCACCCCCCCGGGAUCCCAUGGGUAUGGGGACAGUGCUCUUCAAGUUCCAGUGUCAGCCAGCAGAGGGCACUGCACUCUCUGGAUGACCGUGGUAUUUAGAGGGUUUUGGUCCUUGUGGGGGAAAAAAAAACAUAUCCUGUCCUUUAGAAAACAAAUCAGGAAUAAAAAAAUAUGUAAAAGGAAAAAAGUGUAACGUCAUGUUAGAUGCCAAUCUCUUCCAAUAAGCUUUCCUCUGAGCCAUUUUUGAUCUGUCUCUUACUUUCUGUCCUGAAGACCGAGAGGGGACUCCUUGCCUGAUACGCACGUGUGGGGCACACAGUGGCCCACCUGAAGGGGGUGUGUGAUGGUGGCUUCACUGUGGCUUCUUUUUAAGGGGUUUUCUUUCUUGCCAUAGUGUGGGGACACGGGUCACUCCAGCUUUCUGUGUAUGAGUCACAUACUGCAGGUUUUCAGGUUACAGGUGUAAGGUCAUGCUAUUCCUGGGUCACUGUCACCCCAGUAUAAGGAUCACCCCAAAAGCUGUGGUAUUGAGCAGGUCUGGAUAAUACAUGGUCAAUAUGUUCAAAUUUAGCAACAUGACUAGGACGAAAUGGAAUGUUUUCUUACAUGAUGUCUGACUGGGUUUACAGGAAAAGCGAUCAGGAAUGUCUUCAGUAUUUUCUGUGAUGCUUUUGGAGGGAGAGAUGGGAUGCCUCUAAGAGACAUGAAGCACUGUCAGCAAUCCAGCUCCUGUCCCCUAUUCUGCAAGGCUGUUAGCUGUGAAAACAAACAUUAGUCACAUGGUCUUAGAUCAUUUUGAAUUAACUGUGUGUUCUGUUUAUGUAAUUCCAGUAAGUGAAUAAUUUAGAUGAAACUGGUAUUUAGUGUUGGUGGAGAGUGGAAUGGUGGACCGCCCAUGUUUUAAAAGCACUCUUGUUUUCUUGCCCCAGGAACCACUGAGGUGGAUAAAUGCACUUGCGAGUUUUGGGAAAGUACUCUGAGAUCUGAGGGAAGGAGGAUAUUCCUGUGUUUUUAGAGAGCAGUUAUGCAGUGUUGACUGGCAAACCUGCAGUAUAUCAGUGUUUUGUAUGUGCACUUCAUUUUCCUUCUGUUUGUUGAUUAUGUGAUUAAAGACGAAUGAAUCUGAUCUGGGAGCCAGAGGCCUGCUUUUGGUAAAGUCACUUAUCCCUCAUGUGUGGAGGGUGAAAGACAGCAGAAAGACUCAGUGCUGCUGCUCUGUGUUCUCUGUAGCAAUCACAAGCAGAUUACAAAAGCAUCCUUCCCCUCAAAGCACUGAAGCUUCAGUACAAUAUGGACGAAUUGGUGUGAUGGGAUGUGCUCAGAACGAUGAUGGGAGUUAAAUGUGGGUGUGGUUUAGUGCACAGACAGGUGUAAAGGUGUGCACUGACAGGUGAGUAACAUUCCCAUGCACACCUGUGCGCCUCAGCACACACCUUGGACAGAAAGAUGCAGUAUCUUUGUGAUGCGCCUCCAGUAUGGUUUCAUUACUCAAGACUUUGCCCUUUUCGUCACACUUGGGACAUUCCAGGUCUCUAAGCACUCAAAAUUACUGUCUCAAUAUUAAAUAUAAAAAAAACUGCUCUAGGUAACAUUUAUUGGCAACAGUAUGUCAGAGGCACUUUUGCACAACAUAAAGGAAAAAGGUUGAAUGAAGUAAUUGUAUUAAUCCUCUGGGAUUUCCAUCCGAACAGCAGGCAUGGAGAGAAUGAUGUAAACGUGUGUUCGGGUUUAAGGGGCUUGAGAGGGUGCGUGGCUGGUGUCUGAAAUGCCGAUGUGUGUCUGUGUAAUACCUGGACAGUGACAUAAAUCAACAGGUAACUGUAAAC